Notothenia coriiceps (black rockcod) is the source of this 434-nucleotide messenger RNA. Its product is annotated as gamma-aminobutyric acid type B receptor subunit 1-like. NCBI's taxonomy places the organism in Eukaryota, Metazoa, Chordata, Actinopteri, Perciformes, Nototheniidae. Gene Ontology annotation, biological process: G protein-coupled receptor signaling pathway; gamma-aminobutyric acid signaling pathway. Gene Ontology annotation, cellular component: membrane; G protein-coupled receptor heterodimeric complex. The annotation marks the transcript as partial. The record is from RefSeq and is a predicted model, not a curated record. The transcript has 2 exons. Gene Ontology annotation, molecular function: G protein-coupled GABA receptor activity.
CAUGACCCCCCUCUGCAGACCUCUCAGGAGUUUAUAGCCCAGCUGAUGUCCAAACUGGGGGGUAAAAACCCAGAGGAGACGGGGGGCUUCCAGGAGGCCCCCCUGGCCUACGAUGCUGUGUGGGCAUUAGCUCUGGCCCUCAACAAGACCGUGGGACCCCUGAAGGCCAAGGGUCACCGACUGGAAGACUUCAACUACAACAACCGAGACAUCACGGCUGAGAUCUACAGAGCCAUGAACACCAGCUCCUUCGAAGGAGUGUCAGGUCAUGUUGUAUUUGACGCUCAGGGGUCUCGAAUGGCCUGGACUCUGAUUGAACAGCUUCAAGGUAUGUCACAGCACUUCCUUGCUUUAAAAUGGAAUGGAUUUAAAUAAAUCAGCCUGGUACAGGGAUCACCAACCGUUACUGAAAGAGCCACAAAUACAUUUUGUCU